Tetrahymena thermophila SB210 is the source of this 324-nucleotide messenger RNA. RefSeq lists its product as hypothetical. The record is from RefSeq and is a predicted model, not a curated record. The transcript has a single exon. NCBI's taxonomy places the organism in Eukaryota, Ciliophora, Oligohymenophorea, Hymenostomatida, Tetrahymenidae.
AUGUAAGCCAAAGGAAAACCUAUAUAUUAAUAAUCCAUUUUUCAUAGGAAAUUUCGUAAGUACUCAAGAGUAGUGAUUGAUAUGUCAAUAAAAAUAGAAAAACACAUAACUGAAUCAUCAAAAAUCUGUUUCAACAUUGCUUUCAUUUGUGCAGAGAGAAAAUAGAUAAGAUAAGACCCCCUUUUUUUACAAAUAAAUUUGCUGCUUGCUUUCAUUCAUUCAUGCCUUUCUGAUGGAAAUUUAAAAGGAUUAUUAAUUAAUGCGGCUAAUUAGAUAAACUGCUAGGCUGCCAGUUAGUAAUAAGAAAUAAACAGGAGUCGCUGA